UGGGGUCCCUGGUGUGUCUCCUUGGCAUAUCGGCAGUGCUGUUCGUAAGUACAGACCCAGGAAGCUUGCAAACUUUCUCAGAAGCGCCCCUCAGGGAAAACGAGGGGGAUUUUUCUUCUGGGAACAUGGCUGACAACAACAGACCGUGGCUUAGUCAUGUCCAAAGAAAGAACGCUAUUAAAACGAGGUCAGAGGCGGUCACAGGCGACGCCAAUCUUCUUGAAAACGCGCGCAAAGCUACCGAAUUAAACGAUGCCAACGGAUUCUUGGAAAAAUUGGGCCUAAACACACCAAAGAAGCCUGGUACAAGCAGAAAUCCCUUUAGAAACCAACCAUCCUCAAGCACAGCGUCUAUCAAACCAAGGUUCAAACUGAGCUCAAAAACCGAACAGGUGACCAACAUGGCCGCCAUUUUUUCCAUCGCCCCUCCCCCUGGUAAUAAUGAUGAAGAAACCCACAGAAAAGUCUUAAUAAAACAAAAUCUCGCGAAGAAAUUGAGAAGUCUCACAAAUGAUAAAGGGCUCAAGAAGGGUGAACCACGAGUGUCUGUAGCAGAAAAUAACUCAGGGAAAGAGCUAACUUCUCCCACUAUCCACACGAAAGGACAUAGAUCUGGUCAUGAUUACAAUGUCGGACUAGCAAGGGAGUUACCCACCACAAACCCCUUCUCUAGGCGGAAAACAAAACACAGGGAAACUUUUGACAGAAAUAACUCUGCACCACGGAUCAUGGAACUCACAAGCGAUCAGGUCGUGACAAGGAACACUUUGAAAAUGAACCCUACGACCAUUCCGAACGACUCAGACAGAAGUGGUGGCAAAGGCAGCGAACGAAUGUCCACACACCAUGUCGGGAAACUGGACAUGUCAACGGUUGAGACUAGAUAUGGCGAAGAAAGGAAAAUCCACAUCGACACAGAAAGCAACUUAGAUAUUAAGAUUAAGCCAGAUUUUCAGUAUAACAACGAAGAAACACAACAUUUUGAAAGUCGGUGCGGCGCGGAGAGAAAUUGUACAACUGAAAGAGGAAGACAUGGCACCCAGAAUAAAGAAAAAGCAAAGCGAACCCACUCUGACCGUGACCACUAUAAUACUCAUUCCACUGAGAUAUCUGUCACACCGAGUGAUAUAGCCGUGUUGGGCGAAGUCGAAGGGUUUAUCGACACAUGGGAGGGAGCAGAAAGACAUGUUCUCUCCAUUUUCAGGCGAGGACAUAAGCUCACAAGAGCAAGAAAGCAACAGGGCGACCACCCACCAGGCUUCCGUCUUGGAGCGCCACAGUCCAACGCUACUGAGGAAGAGGGGAAGACAACACAAUCUGGGAAAAUGAGGAAAGACGAAAAGAGAGGCAGAAGGAAGCUAACGGCAGAGGAAGACAUCGAAGAAGAUAGAAGGGAGACAGAGAAAGACAACGAGAAGAAAAGAAGGAAGACAGAGAAAGGCAAAAGGACGACGAAGAAAGGCGAAGAGAAAGAUAGAAGAAAGACGACUAGAGACGACGAGAAACACAGGAGAAAGACAGAGCAAGACAACGAGAAAGAAAGAAGAGAAACGGAGAAAGACGAAGGGAAGACAGAGAAAGUCAAGAAGGAAAGAAGGAAGACGGCAGAGAAAGACAAGGAAAAAGACAGAAGGCCAGAGACGGAUAGGGACAAGAGGAAAGACAGAAAGAGGACAGAUAGCAGAAAUUUGGCGGAAAGAACUCGAAAAGGUCGUCAUAGGAAGAGGACGGGCUCUUCAAUAAGGACCACCAGGCAGGGUUCAAGAUCAAACCGACGCAAGUGUGCUUUUCGGAAAGACGCUAAGCAGACACAACAGAUGGAUACAGCUAACGCCAGCCUACAAAGCAUUGAUCAUUUGAAAGGAGAGAAAUUUGAAGAAGACGGCAAAAUCUCUUAUUUCAGAAAUACCAACAUAACAUCUCAAAACGGUGUUGACAGCUACAACUCAACCCAAACUGUCAACUCUUCGAGAAGACAUUCCAGACGCUUGAUAGCAAGGAAGAGAAGAAGGCAAUGUUUCCGUGGGCGAGGAAGAAAGAGGCGUAGGCACAAUGCAUCCAAAAGCAAAGGGAGAAAAGGCGAACUGAGACAGAUAAAACCUCAUCUGACGAAAACGCUAUCUAAUAAAGAAGAGGCUGUUGUAACACCUGUAACAAGCCCACCUUCACACAACAAAUCUACCGUUAGUAAACAGGCCGUUUUCGGAACCGUCAACAACAGCCACAAAGAGAAUGUGUCCCCAAAAGUGCCGCUUGACAGUUGCCCCGAAAACCGAACCACGAAUUCUCCCAACUUGCCCUUGAACGUGAGAUCGGUCUGCCCGUGGUCGUACUACGUAGACCACGACCCCGACCGAUUCCCCUACGACAUUCUCCAGGCCAGGUGCCGAUGCAUCGCGUGUCUGGACACGACAACCAACCGACAAAACUACAACUACGUCUGCGUUCCUGUGACGAUACAGAAGCUGGUGUCCAGGAGGAAAAAGAAGAAGUCCGGACGAGGAUACAGAUACAGGAACGAGUGGGUGAACGUUGCGGUCGGCUGUACGUGUGUUAAUCCGCGGUAUUCUCCAUAAUCAGACUCAAGUUAUAGCCUAUAUAGUACACCCCACCACUCGUACAGCACAAAAGAAAAGGUUAUUUAUAAGGUUGAAUAUCCCCCUUGUUUUACUCGUAAAACAUAAAGUACAUUGAUGAACUGGACCAAGUGAAGACGGACUCUAUUUACACAGCUGUACAUUUUGUACAUGCCAACAGUUGUACAGUAGAAACAGAAGAAAACAAGUUACAAGACAAUCAAACAUUUGAGAACGUUGCAGAUGCAAAGUAGUUGGGGUGAAAGGAAUAAACAAAUAAAGUAAAAAAAACAUCUUUCUUCUGCAGG
Messenger RNA from Branchiostoma belcheri (Belcher's lancelet), 2884 nucleotides. Its product is annotated as serine/arginine repetitive matrix protein 5-like. The transcript has a single exon. Bases 126 to 2576 code for a protein of 816 amino acids. Gene Ontology annotation, molecular function: cytokine activity. Gene Ontology annotation, cellular component: extracellular region. Gene Ontology annotation, biological process: inflammatory response. The record is from RefSeq and is a predicted model, not a curated record. Lineage: Eukaryota; Metazoa; Chordata; Leptocardii; Amphioxiformes; Branchiostomatidae.